Molecule: messenger RNA, 2766 nt
Organism: Varanus komodoensis (Komodo dragon)
Lineage: Eukaryota; Metazoa; Chordata; Lepidosauria; Squamata; Varanidae
Gene: SRSF2
Product: serine and arginine rich splicing factor 2
Exons: 2
Coding region: 169-834 (221 amino acids)
Molecular function (GO): RNA binding
Source: RefSeq, a predicted model, not a curated record
CGGAGAUGGAGGCGUCUGAGUGAAGUCAGGUCCGCGUGCUUCAAACCGACUACAGCAGGUCCGUGACACUUCCGGGCCUCAUUGCAAAGCCUUUCCUGUGGUCUUGGUCGCGGAGUCCCUGCUGUAGUCGUUUCUCCAAGUCAUCCUCGUCUUUCCCGCCCGUUCGCCAUGAGUUACGGGCGACCGCCGCCGGACGUGGAGGGUAUGACCUCGCUGAAGGUGGACAACCUGACAUACCGCACUUCUCCGGACACGCUCCGGCGCGUCUUCGAGAAGUACGGCCGUGUGGGGGAUGUGUACAUUCCCCGAGAUCGCUACACCAAGGAGAGUCGCGGGUUCGCCUUCGUGCGUUUUCACGACAAACGCGACGCGGAGGACGCUAUGGAUGCCAUGGACGGAGCCGUGCUCGACGGGCGGGAAUUGCGUGUCCAGAUGGCACGUUAUGGCCGACCCCCAGAUUCCCAUCACAGCCGACGGGGACCCCCUCCGCGCCGGUACGGUAGUGGUGGCUACGGACGUCGCAGUAGGAGCCCAAGAAGACGGCGCCGCAGCCGAUCCCGAAGCAGGAGCCGAUCCAGAUCCCGAAGCAGAUCGCGUUACAGUCGCUCCAAAUCGAGAUCUCGCACACGAUCCAGGUCUCGUUCAACUUCCAAGUCCAGAUCGGCCAGGAGAUCGAAGUCCAAGUCCUCAUCUGUUUCCAGGUCUCGUUCGCGUUCGAGAUCCCGGUCCAGGUCAAGAAGUCCUCCACCUGUUUCCAAGAGAGAAUCGAAGUCAAGAUCCCGUUCGAAGAGCCCCCCUAAGUCUCCCGAAGAGGAAGGAGCUGUGUCAUCCUAAGAAAAUGGUAACGUGUCUGGCAUUCUGUUGUGUUUGCAUGCUUUACUGUAGCGAUUCAGCAGGUAUUGGUCCUUCAUGUAGCAUUCUAGAGCAAGUAAUUCCUAAUGGGGCAUGUUCCUUUCUGAGGAGGGCAUUUUAGUUUAUGGCUAAUCAAGGGUAUCUUUGUGUUUUGUUGCAAUUAAUAGCUUGCUUUUUAAUAUCUAUUGUUUGAGACGCAACCUAUUUCUGAAAAUGACUAUUUUCUUACUGUUCUUAUCCAACAUCUGCAUUUUCCCCUUUAAAGCUGCGGUCUCCUGUUUGCUUAAAGAAUAUUGGCCAGUAUUGCAGAUUUUAACUGAUUUGGCUGAUCCUCCAGGGACCAGUUUCUGUGGGCGUGUAUUGGAGCAGGUUUGUCUUUAAAUGUUAAAGAUACACUAUCCUGUUAAUGAAGAAUCAGCGGUUACAGAGUUCAUCAGCAAAUACUCUUAGAAGUGGAAAUUGAAAUGCAGGAGUUGAUGGAAACCAGUUUCUUCUCCAGUGCAAUUGUGGGCUUGUAAGGAGAUGCUGGGUGGGGAAAAUGGAUAGUGUGUCUUUAACCUCCCUCAAAUUGUUUGGUCCUUUUUUUUCAAAGGAAGGGGGCCUAGAACUGUUAAGGUUUCACAACUAUUUAACGGCUCCUCAAGGUUUUGAAUAAGAACUAACAAGUAAUUUCUGUGAAUCGGGCUGGAUUCAGAUUUAAGGGUGGUUUGAUCUUAGCCCGACAGCAUGUAAUGUGAUUAGUGGAGGUUCAACAGUAAUUCCAAAAAUUUCAUGUUUGCAUUAGUAUUUGUGAUGGUGGGAGGGUGGGUAAUGCACAUUUUCUAAAAUAUGGUGAGCCAAGGCCAGUAUUAUUAGAAAUCUAAUAACAUCCCUAAAAUAUAGAAAAUAUACAGUGGGUACCCUUGCUGAACUAUAGCUUUUUCACACCUAGAUACAUCAAAUAGAUGAGAAACCUACAUAAAGGAUGCCUUUGGAGGAGAAAUGAUCAUAUGAAUCACCAGUCCAUUGGAGAGACCCCAGCACAAGCAACCAGCUGUUGAAAAGGUUAUUUUGUAACACUUUGUCUAACUUUUUACUUUACUUUUGAGCCUCAAAUAGCAGACUUUUACUUUUAUGUGCCAUUUUGUUGCUAUUAUUCAAAUUUCUUGUAAUUUAGUGGAGUGAACGACUACAGAUUUCAUUAUUGGCUUGGAUAUUUGAGGUAAAACUUCAUUUUUGUUCAUUUAGUGCUGACUUGUUUGCAAAUAAAAUUGGUAACUAACUUGCUGCCUCAGAGUUCUCAGAGAAAUAUGCAGCUUUAAUUAGCUUAAUGCUGUCCAAAUGUUCAGUUUUUGCCUUUAUUCUCCAGUUCCAAAAUUUUAAAUUCAAAUGCAUUAGGUUGAAAUAGUAUCUUCAAGUCAAACAUUAAACUUUACAGCUGACAAUUAUUUUGAAAGAAUUGUUUUUAUCAGACAAAAUUCUAAUCUCUUCUCUUAUGUAUUUUUGUGCACUAGGCGCAGUUGUGUAGCAGUUGAGUAAUGCUGGUUAGCUGUUAAGGUGGCGUGUUGCAGUGCAGAGUGCUUGGCUGUUUCCUGUUUUCUCCUGAUUGCUCCUGUAACGAUGCCUUGUCGUGCAGAAACAAAUGGCUGUCCUGUUAGUUAAAAUUGCCUGACAACUGCACUUCCAGUCACCCGGGCCUUGCAUAAAAAUAACGGAGCAUACAGUGAGCACAUCUAGCUGGUGAUAAACACACCUUAUUUUUCCAGAAUGGUAAAUUAGACCAUCUACAUAUGUGAACUUGCAUAUAAAAACGUAAUGUUAAAGCAUUUUAUCCAUUCCUCUAAGUAUCAAUUUGGAGUAUCUCUUAUAACAUUCUGUACUAUAACCACUGUGUCUGUAGUUUAAUAAACACUUUCUUGGUGUUCAUUUUUUGAA